Cylindrotheca closterium is the source of this 1233-nucleotide messenger RNA. Lineage: Eukaryota; Bacillariophyta; Bacillariophyceae; Bacillariales; Bacillariaceae. The record is from the annotation of a GenBank genome assembly.
AUGCCAACUGCUGUGGAGACAUCACCACCAGCGAUCGGUAAUGAACCAGCAAUUGGUAAUGAAUUGGGAGCCGAAAAUGAAUUUGAUAAUGAAUGGGAAGCCGAAAAUGCAAUUGAAACGCAAAUGCCAACUGCUGUGGAGACAUCACCACCAGCGAUCGGUAACGAACCAGCGAUCGGUAAUGAAUUGGGAGCCGAAAAUGAAUUUGAUAAUGAAUGGGAAGCCAAAAAUGCAAUUGAAACGCAAAUGCCAACUGCUGUGGAGACAUCACCACCAGCGAUUGAUAAUGAAUUGGGAGCCGAAACCGCGUCGUCCACAUCCCCAGCUACUGGUAAUGAACGGAGAGCUGAAACAGCGCUGCUUGAGUUUCCUACUGCACAAAGAAGCAUAAAGAUGGAGAUGUUAGAGAGGUUUGAUUUGAGUUCGAAACGAUUUCUUAUGGAAACCUUGCACCCAAGUAACGAGCCAGUAGAUUUGGAUUCGGUUUUACUGGACUGGAAGAAUACAGACGAAGCGAAAGUACAUGAAUGCUUUAGUCAACGGUUCCUUCCACUGAACACGGACGAUCUGGAAAAGCUUCUGAAGAAUAAGAUAUGGGUGCCACCUGGCAUGGCACUUGUCUCGGAUUCAAUGGAUUUUAUUAACAAAACUGAGCGAGAAAAGGCCAAGAAGCAAAACCAGCUUGCAGCUACAUUGCAAAAAAGAAAGACGGCAAAAACAGUGGCUAGAAGUCUUCUACGGAAGUCCACCAACCCGUACCAUCCUAUCCUGAAGUUUAUUCAUGCUGAGUUUGGAAGACAAGGAACAAAAAUGGCGCACAACGGAAGUUCCACCUAUGCCGAGGUUACUUAUGAAAGUAUCUCGGGCUUGGUGGAGGUUCUCCGAGAUCAAAAUGUUUCUUCCGCUAGUGACUGCAUCAUUGAUGCAGGUAGCGGCAUAUCGACCAUGGUGACACGUAUGUCGGUCGAGUUGCAGUGUCAAGCAUUAGGUUUGGAGUACUGUCACCAACGGACAUACCUUGCUGCCAACGCUACCACCAAACUUUAUGACGAGUUCCGUGACAACAAGGAUCUCAACCAGGGCACAAUGCUUGUUCUAGGAGAUCUAUAUGAUCUCAAGCAGAUCCCCAAACAAGUAACCGUACUAAUUAUGUUUGAUGAGGCGUUUCCACCGGACUUGAUGUACCACAUGGGGGAUCUCAUCAAGACGGCAUCAUCCAAUCUUCUUUGGUAG